Messenger RNA from Trypanosoma theileri, 744 nucleotides. Its product is annotated as biotin/lipoate protein ligase. Gene Ontology annotation, biological process: protein modification process. Lineage: Eukaryota; Euglenozoa; Kinetoplastea; Trypanosomatida; Trypanosomatidae. Gene Ontology annotation, molecular function: biotin--[biotin carboxyl-carrier protein] ligase activity. The transcript has a single exon. The coding region runs from base 1 to 744 and encodes 247 amino acids. The record is from RefSeq and is a predicted model, not a curated record. Gene Ontology annotation, cellular component: cytoplasm.
AUGUCUGAAGGCAUUCCGCUGAAUAUUCACUGCGUGGAGGAGGUCUCGUCCACGAUGGAUGUGGCCCGCGAGAUGGUGGCGGCCUCCACACGUGUGCCGUUCGCACUUCUCGCGGGGUCGCAGGCGAAGGGGCGGGGCACCGGCGGCCGCGCGUGGGCAUCGCCGCGGGGGAACAUGUACUGCACCAUCUGCGUCCCGGAGGCGAUGGUCCCGGCGGAGGUGAUGCCGGUGCUGCCGCUCGUGGCCGGUCUUGUCUGCCGCGCGGCGAUCAUGGAACUCAUCCCCGGCGCGGACGUGCAUCUCAAGUGGCCAAACGACAUCAUCCACAACGGCAUGAAGAUCGGCGGCACACUCGUCGAGAACGACGGCACACAUUUGUUUAUUGGCAUUGGCAUGAAUGUCGCCGUUGCGCCGCCCGUCACGGACGCCGGCCGGCCCGCCACAACAAUUCACAACAUCGCCGAGGCCGCCGGUGUGAAGAGCGAGACGGUUAAUCCUCGCCAACUGGCAGCCCUCGUCUGGCGUCAUUUAUUCACAACAGUAAAUGACAACACCAUCACACGCGCGGAACUCGUCCGCCGCUUUGAUGCCGCGAUGGAUAAGAGUCUCACCCUCCACCGCCGCAAUGGGGCAGAGCGCGGGGAGGAAACUCUCACCGCCGUGCGCCUGAACGAGUGGGGUCAUCUCACCGUGCGGAAACCAGACGGCUCGGAGGAGACACUAAUGGCAGAUUAUCUCUUUUAG